Molecule: messenger RNA, 471 nt
Organism: Miscanthus lutarioriparius
Lineage: Eukaryota; Viridiplantae; Streptophyta; Magnoliopsida; Poales; Poaceae
Source: the annotation of a GenBank genome assembly
AUGGAGGUGGUAGCAACCAUCUCAACUCGGCUGUUCUGCCUCUCGGUUGAGCUGGGAAACAAGGACUCCUCGUCCAUUCCAGCGUGGUGGGUGCCGCUUCUCCCCGCGCUGCUGGCCUCUCUGCUCCACGCCACGGUGAUCUGGCCGCUCGCCGUCGCCACGCGUCACUGGUUUGGUGGCCAGACCUGCUCAACAUGGCUCCGGGUGCUGAGUAAGGUGACGAACGAGGUGCAGGUUGGGACGCUUUUGGCGAUGCUGCGCCUGCUGCUCAACAACACGGCGCGCCUCCUUCUCCGGCUUGUGACGGGCCUCCGUGUCAGCGCCGCUUCUACUGACGAGGAUGAGGCCGCUGCUGCUGCUGAUAGGCGGCAGCCUGGUGUAAGAGAAGAUGGGCCGCGAAGGUCGGCCAGGCAUCGAAGGCCCAGCGUCAGGGUGGCGGGCCCAGAAUGGGACAAGCGGCUCCGUGGCUAG